AUGCAGUGUUUCUUUUUUUUUCUGAGGGACUGAAUUACUGUAAAAGGGCUGUCGGUCGAGACAGUAAAGUUAUUUCUGCUUACACGUUUCCAUGGCUAUUUCCCAUUCAGCUUGUAAGUAACGAAGGUCUUGAUUGGGCCAUGUUGCAAUGACAUGGCAACGGAGAGGAGCGUCUAAUAAUUAGUCGCAGGCCAUCAUAGACACAGAAAACAACAUUAAAAAGGUUGUAUUGAACAAUCAUAGAACCGCAGGGGAAAUCAGUUUUACAAAAGGUUCUGAGUAGGCAGAGCAACAGGAUGUCGAUGCGGACGCUACCCCUGCUGUUUAUCAAUCUGGGAGGCGAGAUGCUGUACAUCUUGGAUCAGAGACUCCGAGCCCAGAAUAUCCCCACCGAUAAAGCCAAAAAAGUUAUGAAUGACAUCAUCACUACCAUGUUUAAUAAGAAGUUUAUGGAGGAAUUGUUCAAAUCACAGGAACUGUAUUCCAAGAAGGCACUGAGAACAGUAUUUGAUCGCCUAGCACAUGCAUCUAUUAUGAGGUUAAAUCAAGCCAGCAUGGAUAAGCUUUACGAUUUAAUGACAAUGGCUUUUAAGUACCAAGUUCUCCUCUGCCCACGGCCUAAAGAUAUUCUUUUGGUUACUUUCAACCACAUGGAUGCAAUCAAGGAGUUCAUUCGGGAUUCACCAAGCAUUCUUAACCAAGUGGAUGAAACAUUCCGACAGCUAAUUGAGAUGUAUAGUUGCCUUCCUGCUGGAGAGUUUCAGCUUAUUCGACAAACAUUGCUCAUCUUCUUUCAGGACAUGCAUAUUAGGGUAUCAAUCUUUUUGAAGGAUAAAGUACAAAAUUCAAAUGGACGCUUUGUGCUACCAACCUCAGGGCAUGUUCCAUGGGGUACUGAAGUCCCAGGACUUAUUAGGAUGUUUGGUUACAGCGGAGAAGAAAUUAAAAGGAUUGAGUUUCUCAGUGGUGGAAAUUAUACAACUCCUCUUAGAGAAGGAUCAUUUGAUCUUUAUGGAGACAGAGUUAUUAAGCUUGGUACAAAUAUGUACAGUGUUAGCAGAACAGUGGAAACUCAUAUGUCUGGAACAUCAAAAACUUCAUCAUCACACACAAAAGAAAACACUGCCCCUAACCCCUUGGCUAAAGAGGAGCUCAACCUUUUGGCAAGACUGAUGGGUGGACUUGAAGUAAAGAAAAGUAGUGGCGAAUGUGAUUUCCGACUGAAUCUGUUUUCUUCAGAUGAAGAAGAGAAGUGUGCAGAGUUAAACCGUCCUUCAGAACUUUCUUACCAAGUUAUAAACAUACAAGCUACAAAGGACCAGCAAAGAAAUGAUGAGUUAGCAAGAAUUAUGAAGGAAUUCAAAGAAGAAGAGAAGCCUACACUGCAUACAAGUAAAGGAGAUGACCUACUAGCCAUGAUGGAUGGACUUUAGUUGAUAUAAUUAAAGGCUAUAAAGAAGAUGACUUUGUCACAUAUGUGAACUGAUCAUGACUGUUAACAAACUGACUUGCUGCUAAUGUUGCAUAACAUGAAUUCCAUACUUCCUCAUAUUUUUUGUACUUUGUUUUGUAACUUAUAAAUGUUUGAUUCAGCCAUGAAGAACAACUAUAUCAGAAUUAAUUUUUGUGCCACAGUAUAAAGACUGGUAUUUUGAAUAAUUUUAUUUUGUGAUGAAUUAUAACCCUUUAAACAGAGUGUUGUGCCAGAAAUGUAUAGCAGAAAUGUUGCCUGGGGUUAAAAUAUACUAUAUUUUAGUCUGGGUAUUGUUUUUUCUCUCUGCUCAUUUGGAAGUUGUAUUUUUUUUGCAGCAUUCAUGGGGAAUCAUUAUCUUAAACCGCAUCACUAAAUACGGAGACGUCAUUUUUAACUACUUUGUGGAGGUUGUUUAUGCAGUAUAUUUUAAAGUAAGCAGCUGAAGGAGAUUCAGUGAGGCAAGACAGGUUUCCUUAAAAGAGUAACAGUGGUGAUAUACAUGUUUGCAGAACAACGUGAUCAUUUAUGCAAGUUCUGAAGUACAGUUUGUACACCAAGAAUGCAGUACUGUGUAAUCCAAUAACAAUAUCUACAAAGUGCAGAAUUUGGAAGCAAUAGUAAUGCACAUUAAAUCACAUAACUACAUAAUUAGUUUAUAGAAUGAGUUAUGUAUUCCUUUAGAAAGGAAAAAGCUAAGAAAGUUUAAUGUAAUAAUAUGGCAGUAAAACAAAGGUCUGUAUUAGAACUAGCUGACUACUUACCAGCACGCAUUAAAGCUCUUAACAGAAGUUAGUAGAAUGGUAGUAUGAAUGGAUGAGAGAGACAGGAGUUUGUUCUUUGCUGAAGGGCAUAGUAGUUUGUUUCAGCUGGAUUUUCAGAAAAAAGUUCUUGGAAUUUCAGUUUAUGUAACGGUCAGAAAAUGGUGUUUGGGCCAUAGGUCUCAACCUCUUAAGAGGCCACUGUGAAGACAGACCCUAGCAAUGUGUUACAAACACUCAGAAUGUGGAACAUCCUUUUUUCGCACUGCGUGAAAACAUACCAUUUCCAUGGGGCCUGGUUGAAGUAGACUUUCUGCCAAAAGUAUGAUGUUAGCAAAUACUGUACAUUUGUUAAGAUUCAGUAAGACACACGUCAGUAAAUAGUUAGUAGAAGCCAUUGAUAAAAUGCAAUAUGCUCAGUAGAAAAUCAUUACACAACAAUGUUCAAGUUCUCUUAAGUACCUGCUUUUCCAACCCCUCCAUAUCUUCUCCCAACCCAAAAAAGUUAACUCAUCCAAUAAGGGACAUCAGAGCAGAAACAUUUAAAAUAUUGCUACCAUUACCUUGAGAUACUGACAGAAUAAGCGAAUAUGAAUUAGUAUACACUUUCUAAAAUAAAAAGCAGUUUAUAUUUAUUUAUUAAAUGUAAUGCACCACUUUUCUCCAAAAAUGACCAGCCUAGCUCUCAAGGAAUCAGGGACAAAUCCAGAAAUAAUCAGGGGACACUUAUUACCUUGAGACACUGACAGAAGAGAAUGUGAACAGAGAAUUGCUCUUAUAAACUUAGCAAGUUGCUUAAAUAACUGAAUUUGUUAACAUGCAUUUUCCUGAAGAAUAUGAAAUCUAUGUCAGACUUAUAAUAGUCAGUGAUUUGCCAGAAAACCACACAUUUUAUGAGCAACAAAUCAAAAGGGAAGAAUCUGGACAUUCUGCAAAAAUCUGUAACGCCAUUCCUGUCUGAGACAAUGUUAAAUCAGUCCUAUACUCUGCACAUUCAGCCACUUACCUCUUCCCAGUAAGGGAACAAAGCAUCUGCAGCUCCAAGUUCAUCAGUCCACAUCCCCCAAAUGCAAUCAGGGAGAAGAACAAAUAAAUCAUCCAAGGUAGAAGUAUAGUUCCCAGCAACAGCAGCACCACCAUGACCAUCCCGAUUCUCGAAUCAAGUAAAACAAAUUGCAGCCCUUUGCCCUCAGGUUAGUGGCCCAGUGUACAGCCAUCAUCGUACCUGAUGAAAUGCACUUCCACACCAACUCUCGUUCAGCUGGUGCCUACCUGUCUAGUCUCUGUACCCCAGUCCUCUUACCCACGAUCAUAAAUGAACUGCAUGAAUGUUCAAAUAGUUCAGUAGCUACAAGAUAGUGUGCAAUCAGAAGAAAACAGACGUAACUCUCAAUGUGUUCUUUUUGCGCCCUGCAAUAUCCUUUUCUGAAAGUAUUGCAGCGGCACGAAAAUUAGUAGUGGCAUGCGAUUGGCCACAUUUUGUGCCUCCUGAUUGGCUCACUUUGCAUCAGGAACAGAUGCUUGAUUGGCUUGUAUAUUGCAGUGCCGAUUGGCUUUAAUUGCGGUAUACAAGCCAGUCAAAAACUGUAAAGCAGAGCCACCACUGUUCAACGUGGAACUGCGGAACAGUGGGUUAAAUCAUUCCCAAAUCCAGAGCAUUCCGCACAAUCUGGAGCACUUGGCUACCCAGGGUUGGGCAUAAGCUAAGUCUUAAAAGGCCACAGCAGAGGAGUUGACAUUUUAGCUUGCUCCUGAAGGAACAGAGAAAUGGUGUUUUAUAUGUACGCAUUAGGCUAGUUGCCCUAUUAGGCUAUUUCAAACCUAGCCAGUUUACCCUAAAAUGAGAAUCAUACCCUGUACCUUUUGUCUGUGACGUAAACAUCUUAACCAUUAUGUCAAUCCCCAUUUACUUACCAGGUUACAAAAAUGCAGACUUAGUAGUGGACAUUGAUGGAAGCAUCAGUUUCAUCAAUAUGUAAAGCACUACAAGCCAUGAAACUGGGAGGGGCAAAUGGAUAAACACUGCAGCACAGAUUACAAAAAAUUGAACUAAUCAGAGUAUAAGGAGAAGCAAAUGGUUUACAGUAUAGAUUACAGCUUCUGUUUCAACUUCCAUCUUUCUUCAGAUACUCUAAGCACCUUGUAAAGUACACCUGGAGUAUGAUGAGAUUUAAAACAAAUGAAAUGUAGAAUGUACAAUGUGACCAAAUACAGAUUAUUGUUUAAGGCAAGUACCGAGUAAAAUUUCAAAGAACAGUAACACUAAAAUAAAUUAAUCAACAGUAAACACCUAAACAGUUACAGGGAGUGGCAAAACACAAUGCAGGGCAGACUGUUCAGUAGAGAUCUGAAGCAUUAAUUGGUGAAAGUGCAGUGAUCUAUAAAAUUGAGGCAACCUGAAAUGGGUAGAAUGAGUGAAGAAAAGAGGAUAUAAUAUAGAAGGAAUCUGAAGAAAUAUUUUGUCAUGACAGAAGUUUAGAAAAUCUUAUGUCUUUAGGGAGUAGCAAGGACAGGUAGAGAUCAGUACAGUGAAAAGUGUAAUUGUGUUGGCAUGCAUUUAUACAAAAUACUUAAAAGAAUUGUAGCGAGAUACAAGAAAGAGCAGAGUCUGUUAUGUAUUUUUUUUACAAACAUGCCUCAUUUUGUGGUGAAGUGUGGUCUUGAAAAGUGGCAAAGGGUGUCCAUGUAUAAGACACCAACACUUGAUUUGUCCAUAGUGAGUAUAACAGACCACAUGAUAACAGUGGUCUUUUGAUCUACCUAAUAUUCCAGACUUGUAAAUAAACAAAAUGGUGGCAGAUUAGGUCAAACAAAUGAACAUAUUUUAUUUAUUUAUUUAUUUGGGGGGGUAGUUAAAGAACAAGAUAGUUUGCAAGGUAAAGAACUUUAAAUUACUUUGGCAGAAGUUUGCUUUUCUCUGUCAUAAGAUAUGGCUUAGACCAUAUCCUCUGUUGGUGUACUAUUUAUAUUCAUUUUCCAUUUGAGUUCUAGUUACAGUCUGUGUGCAACAAAUAUGGCGAAUUGCUGGUCUGUGGUGUUUUCACCUUCAUGUGAUGUGUUGUAAAUUAGCUUUGUUGGGUACAUUUGGCUACUACAAAAUUAUAAACAGUCCACCAAUAAACUACUUGCUGGAUAUCAAUUACAA
This is a messenger RNA of Protopterus annectens (West African lungfish), 5377 nucleotides long. It is a transcript of the gene OSCP1, whose product is annotated as organic solute carrier partner 1. Gene Ontology annotation, biological process: transport. Bases 297 to 1433 code for a protein of 378 amino acids. The record is from RefSeq and is a predicted model, not a curated record. The transcript is spliced from 10 exons. Gene Ontology annotation, cellular component: plasma membrane; cytoplasm. Lineage: Eukaryota; Metazoa; Chordata; Ceratodontiformes; Protopteridae.